AUGGCGUCCAAUCCAAAGCGAACAUUCAUGCUGAUUCUGUGCUCUGUGCUGCUGGUUGCCGGGGUGGCCCGCGGCGGCAAUUUCAACCAGGACGUGGACAUCACGUUUGGUGAUGGGCGCGGGAAGAUCCUCGACGGUGGCAACCUCCUGACGCUAUCCAUGGACAAGGCUUCCGGCUCCGGGUUCCACUCCAAGGACCAGUACCUGUUCGGCCGCUUCGACAUGAAGAUCAAGCUCGUCCCCGGCAACUCCGCCGGCACUGUCACCGCUUUCUAUCUUACGUCGCCGCCGCAGGGGGCGCACCAUGACGAGGUCGACUUCGAGUUCCUGGGGAACGCGAGCGGCCAGCCCUACACGGUGCAGACCAACGUGUUCAGCCAGGGGCAGGGCAACCGGGAGCAGCAGUUCCGCAUGUGGUUCGACCCCACCAUGGAUUUCCACACCUACUCCAUCGUCUGGAACCCCACCCAUAUCCUGUUCUACGUGGACGGGACGCCGAUACGGGAGCACCGGAACCAGGCGGCGAGGACGGGGGUGCCGUUCCCGACGCGGCAGCCGAUGAGGAUGUACGCGAGCCUGUGGGACGCGGAGGCAUGGGCAACCGAGGACGGGCGCAUCAAGACGGACUGGUCGCGGGCGCCGUUCGUGGCGUCGUACAAGGAGUUUGUGGCGAGCGGGUGCACGUCGCAGGAUGUGGCGGCGUGCGCUAGGUCCAAUGGCGCGUGGAUGCACCAGGAGCUCGACACCACGGCGAAGGCCCGCCUCCAGUGGGUGCAGAAGAACCACAUGAUCUAUAACUACUGCGCCGACACCUGGAACCGGUUCCCGCACGGCCCCCCGCCAGAGUGCGCCGCCGCCAAGUAG
Lolium perenne is the source of this 864-nucleotide messenger RNA. Its product is annotated as xyloglucan endotransglucosylase protein 7-like. The record is from RefSeq and is a predicted model, not a curated record. Gene Ontology annotation, cellular component: apoplast; cell wall. Gene Ontology annotation, biological process: xyloglucan metabolic process; cell wall biogenesis. Gene Ontology annotation, molecular function: xyloglucan:xyloglucosyl transferase activity; hydrolase activity, hydrolyzing O-glycosyl compounds. NCBI's taxonomy places the organism in Eukaryota, Viridiplantae, Streptophyta, Magnoliopsida, Poales, Poaceae.